ACAAGGUUGACCUAGGCCGGAUUCCCCAGGCCCAGCGCCUUACAGCCCUCUCUGUAUUGUGGAAGCGGACACAUUGCAAUCAUGGCGCCGGACGAAUUCUGAAAUGUCUGCGCGAACCACCCAAUAGCACAAACAGCGCAGUAUACGUUCACUGAUAUAAGUCAAGGCCUUUGAUCAUCCAUCUGCAUAUUAUCUGCGUAGUGGUUUUGCUGCGCCAUGUUUAUCCCCAAAGUCCCCACCAAGGAUUCGCCUGAUUCGUUUGAAUUUUGGUGGAAAAUGUUCAUCAGCGCAUUCCUGGUCCUUGCAGGAGGCGUCUUCGCAGGAUUAACACUGGGUCUCAUGGGCCUUGAUGAACUUCAUCUUCGUGUGUUGGCUACCUCAUCGGAAGAUAAGGCGGAACAGAUAAAUGCACAUAUCGUAUUGAACCUUAUGCAAAAGGGUCGUCACUGGGUUCUGGUGGUACUUCUUCUCAGCAAUGUGGUGAUCAACGAGAGCUUGCCUAUCUUUCUUGACAGCGCGAUUGGAGGAGGUUUACUUGCUAUAGUAAUUUCAGCUACUGCCAUCGUUAUUUUUGGAGAGGUUAUACCUCAAGCAGUUUGCGCGAGACACGGUCUCGCCAUCGGCGCACGAUGUGCACCAUUCGUUCUCCUUUUGAUGUACCUAUUUGCACCUGUCGCAUAUCCAAUCGCAAAAAUUCUCGACCAUGCCUUAGGAGCUCAUGAUGCGCACACCUACAAGAAAGCUGAACUUAAAUCCUUUCUCCAAUUUCACCGUACUGGCGAAGAGCCUUUGCGCGAUGAUGAGAUCGGCAUUCUCAAUGGCGUCCUGGAGCUCAGCAGCAAGAACGUGGAGACGAUCAUGACUCCUAUUUGUGACGCUGUCACGUUGAGCUCGGAUACAAUUCUUGACCACUCCACUGUUGACGCUAUCCUCGCCAGCGGCUACUCCCGGUUUCCUGUGCACAAGGCAGGAAAUCCGCUUGCGUUUCAGGGUCUACUUUUGAUCAAGAAGUUGUUGACGUACGACCCUGCGCAAGGGCUCCCAGUCUCGCACUUUCCUCUGUCCAUUUUACCUGAGGCCUUGCCAUCAAUCAACUGUUUCCAAGCGCUCGACUAUUUCCAAACAGGGCGCGCCCAUUUAUUAUUGAUAAGUCGGACACCAGGUUCGCCUGGCGGCGGAAUUGGUGUGAUUACUCUGGAAGAUGUCAUCGAGGAAAUUAUUUCAGAAGAGAUCGUCGAUGAGACUGAUCAGUACGAGGACAAUCAGAGCAAGCGGCAUGCCAAUCGCAUGAUCAAUGCGACUGUCAUGAGAGACAUCGUUGAACGGGAGAGAAGUAUAUUCACGCGGACAUCCACCAUCGAACCUCCCCAAGUGCCUUCUGUGAAUAUCGAGACCAUGCCCCUCCUUCCUGGGCCAAACCAGGAUGACUAUCCUCAGGCUUACCGUUAUGUUUAUGAUUCGAUCGGUGAAUCAGAACACUAACAUCAACUUGAGGAUGUUAUUCAUCCCUUCACGUUGCAUGAAGAAUCUAUC
Messenger RNA from Suillus clintonianus, 1533 nucleotides. RefSeq lists its product as uncharacterized. Gene Ontology annotation, cellular component: intracellular membrane-bounded organelle. The transcript has 18 exons. Gene Ontology annotation, biological process: magnesium ion homeostasis. The record is from RefSeq and is a predicted model, not a curated record. The coding region runs from base 217 to 1482 and encodes 421 amino acids. Lineage: Eukaryota; Fungi; Basidiomycota; Agaricomycetes; Boletales; Suillaceae.